AUGGUAAUUGAUUUCCGCAAAUUAAAUAAGGCUACUAAAAAAGAUCAUUACCCCUUACCUUUCAUUGAUCAAAUGCUAGAAAGAUUAUCCAAACAUACACAGUUUUGCUUUCUAGAUGGUUAUUUUGGUUUCUCUCAAAUACCUGUGUCAGCUGAUGAUCAAUCAAAGACCACUUUUACUUGCCCUUUCGGUACUUUUGCUUAUAGACAUAUGCCUUUUGGUUUAUGUAAUGCACCUGCUACCUUUCAAAGAUGCAUGAUGGCUAUAUUCUCUGAUUUUUGUGAAAAGAUUUGUGAGGUAUUCAUGGAUGAUUUCUCCGUUUAUAGAUCCUCUUUUGAUGAUUGCUUAAGCAACCUUGAUCGAGUUUUGCAGAGAUGUGAAGAAACUAACCUUGUCUUGAAUUGGGAGAAGUGCCAAUGA
This is a messenger RNA of Triticum turgidum subsp. durum (durum wheat), 420 nucleotides long. The record is from the annotation of a GenBank genome assembly. NCBI's taxonomy places the organism in Eukaryota, Viridiplantae, Streptophyta, Magnoliopsida, Poales, Poaceae.